UAUGUAUGAAAUGCACUCAUAUAACUUUGUACUCAUAUUUGUGCUUAUUCUGACAGAGUCUGACAUAUGUAACUCAUGGGAGGACCAGACUUUAGUCUGUCGUUAUGGUCAAGAGUAUGCAAGCUUGGAGAGGGUCUGGUGCAAGAAAGAGUCUGAGAAGUGCUGUACAGGCCUUGCUUUCAGUAAGAAAAUAAGGUCCAUUGACAAUGGAAGCGUGGAAAUAACUGACGACAUGGCGACUGCUUUCACAGUCACCGUGAAAAAACUGAGUCAAGGAGAUGGGGUGUACUGGUGUGGCCUGGUGUUUAAGAAUCAAACCAUCAUCAAGCUGGCAGAGAAAUACUUUCCAAAUGGUGGCGGAAGGCACAUACAGUGAAAUCCCCUUGCGUGCCAGAGGCGCAGAUCGUGAAGCUGACAACACAGUUAUUGAGGAGUGAUGGCAGAGGCAGAGUGGUGGUUCAAUAUCUCCGUCUUGUCAUAAUGUUGCAUCUCUGUUUCAGAGACUUGUGCUACUAUGUUAACUGUGCUGUUAGCUGUGUUUAGACAC
This is a messenger RNA of Alosa alosa (allis shad), 547 nucleotides long. RefSeq lists its product as uncharacterized. NCBI's taxonomy places the organism in Eukaryota, Metazoa, Chordata, Actinopteri, Clupeiformes, Clupeidae. The record is from RefSeq and is a predicted model, not a curated record.